GGGGUUAGAGAGAGAUUAAGCACAUGCAGAGGACGCUAAAGCUGCUGCGUAAUCCUUACAGUGGAUACAAAACAAGAGCCGCAACAAGUCACACAUUUUGGACAGCGUGCUUGCUGUGACAAAGGGAGGACGACAACGGAGAUCAGCAUCUUCUGAUAUUUGGAUUGUUUUGGCGUUUUUUUCUAACAUCAUCAUCGUCACAAAGGGAAACCAUGAAAAAGGGAAAGGUCAACAUUCACAAUGAACCACCAACUUAUCAGGAAGCAACUGCAGGCUAUGAGGAGAUGCAGGCCCAGUUUUCCUGGGAUGACCAGACCAUCAGACAGACUUUCAUCCGGAAGGUCUAUGCCAUUCUCAUGGUGCAGCUGUUUGUGACGGUGGCCAUCGUCGCUCUCUUCACAUUUUGCGCUCCUGUACGCUUCUUCAUUCAGACUCACCCCGGCUUGUACAUGGCGUCUUAUCUCACUUUCUUCGCCACCUACAUCGCUUUGUCCUGCUGUGGAGACCUGAGGAGACAGGUUCCAUGGAACAUCAUGUUGUUGGUUGUCUUUACUCUGAGCAUGGCCUUCAUGAUGGGAUUUGUGUCGAGCUUUUACAACACCAAGUCUGUGGUUUUGUGUUUGGGAAUCACAGCCCUGGUGUGCUUCUGUGUCACAGUCUUCAGCUUCCAGAGCAAGGUUGACAUCACUUCCUGUCAGGGCGUCCUGUUCUCCCUGUGUAUCGUCAUGUUGCUGUGCGCCAUCACCCUGUCCAUCGUUGUGCCCUUUGGAUACAUCCCUUGGUUGCAUGCUAUUUACGCCGUUUUAGGAGCCAUCCUCUUCACUCUGUUCCUGGCGUUCGACACUCAAAUGCUGCUGGGGAACAAACGCUAUAGCAUCAGCCCAGAAGAGUACGUCUUUGCCACGCUCAGCAUCUACCUGGACAUCAUCUACCUGUUUAGCUUCCUUCUGCAGAUCAUGGGAGGAGGACACGACUGAAGCCUCGCAUGCAAGCUGGGCAUGAGAACUCUUCAUUUAUUGACUUCUCAUCCGUUUCGACCUUUAGAAGUGUUAGCCGUGUGUGUGUAUGCUUGUGUGUGUGUAUGUGUGUUACUACGUGCUAACAUAGUGUGCUGGUGUGAUACAUGAAGUGUGUAACUCGUGGUUAUUUUAGGGCUUUAUACACGCAAUUUGACCACGCGCAGAAGAAACCGUUCUUAAGAGUCUUCACUGGUGUGAAUGAAGCAGAUGUCCAAUAAGUGAGUUUAAAUGAAAUGAUAUACAGUCAAAUUUGUCUACAGCGGCCACUAGAGGGAGUCUGCAAAAGUGGCCGCUAUAGACAGGUGGCCUCUAUAAACAGGUUGGCGUCCAGUUUGAAUGUUGACCAGUAGAGGAAAAAAGGGAAAAAAAAAAUAAUAAUAAUAAUGUUGACCACUAUAUGGCACUGCGGACUGCUGAUAAAAGUUGUACAGCACUACGAGGCUUGUUAUUAUCAUGGUUCAUGGUUUUAAUCCUGAACAUGCAUGAGUCAAAAAGUAGCACAUCAUAUAGUACAAUUCACAAUUUUGCAUGUCCAAAAAGGAGUAGGAAGAAGCAAAGCUUAUUUAAUCCUACCCCUCAUCAGUUUCACAUCAGUUGCAAUACAUUUAUUCACCUCUUGUUCUUCCAAGUGUACUUUGUAGGUCUACAUGACAAUGUAGUGCAAUCAUAGCCAAGGUUUUUACUUACUAAAAGGAAGCUAGAGGCUUAAUAAUAACUGAUAACUGAUAAAAUACUUAAGUACAACCGAACUCAGUUUUGCUCCCGCAUGCAUGCUAGCAUGUUUUUUUUUUUUUUUUAUUGUAGCGUCGCUGGGAGCACGUCCUGUUCCCAGCCUACUUUGCGGUAAUGUUUUGGUGCAAAUUCUCUUAAAGUUACAUGUUUGACCAGGAAAUAGCAAGCUCAAAAGAAGACGGCUUUUUUAUGUGGAACAACUGACAGUUUGUGUGGAUCUUGUGAAUGAUUGUGACUGAGCUAGGACUCAGUAAUUAAAAUCUACACAUGACGCCUUCA
Molecule: messenger RNA, 2030 nt
Organism: Dunckerocampus dactyliophorus (ringed pipefish)
Lineage: Eukaryota; Metazoa; Chordata; Actinopteri; Syngnathiformes; Syngnathidae
Gene: faim2b
Product: Fas apoptotic inhibitory molecule 2b
Exons: 12
Coding region: 213-977 (254 amino acids)
Biological process (GO): negative regulation of apoptotic signaling pathway
Cellular component (GO): endoplasmic reticulum; Golgi apparatus; membrane
Source: RefSeq, a predicted model, not a curated record